GAGGUGUUUAGACGGCCCUGGUCCCCUACGGAGAGCAGCAGUGGGCACAGACCCACCCAGCCUGGGACCUAGGCAGGCCCCGAAAUGGACACGUGCCUGCACACAUGUGCACGCAUACUCAUGCACGCACAUAACAUGUGCGUGCACACACAUUCCCAUGCUGAAUGUGUCCUGAAGCUCAGUCAGCUUCCUGGCCCCUCCCGGACAGGACCCCUGGUUGAGGGGAGUCCCUGCAGUCGCCCUCCAGCAGAGUCCUGGGUGGUGCAGAGGAUCAAGGCUGUGGAAGGGCACACGCGGCUGCUGGUGGUGGACAAGGAGACGGACGCGGAGCUCCGCAGGCGGCAGCUGACCUGCACGGAGGAGAUGGCCCAGCUCGGGCUUCCGCCCACCCACGACCCCUGGGAGCCCAAGCCGGACUGGGCACGUGCCAGCAGCCUCAGCCCGGAGGCUGGCCCAAAGGAUGUCAGUGGACCCCCGAGGGAGAGGGAGCUACGCCCUCGGCUCUGCCACCUACGAAAGGGCCCCCAGGGCUAUGGGUUCAACCUGCACAGUGACAAGUCCCGGCCAGGACAGUAUAUCCGCUCUGUGGACCCGGGCUCGCCUGCCGCUCACUCUGGCCUCCGCGCCCAGGACCGACUCAUUGAGGUGAACGGGCAGAACGUGGAGGGGCUGCGCCACGCAGAGGUGGUCGCCAGCAUCAAGGCGCGGGAGGCGGAGGCCCGGUUGCUGGUGGUGGACCCCGAGACGGAUGAGCACUUCAAGCGGAUGCGGGUCACGCCCACCGAGGAGCACGUGGAAGGUCCACUGCCGUCACCAGUCACCAACGGGACCAGCCCUGCCCAGCUCAAUGGUGGCUCAGCGUGUUCGUCCCGAAGUGACCUGCCUGGCCUAGACAAGGACACUGAGGACAGCAGCACCUGGAAACGUGACCCCUUUCAGGAGAGUGGCCUCCACCUGAGCCCCACGGCAGCCGAGGCCAAGGAGAAGGCCAGAGCCACCCGGGUCAACAAGCGGGCACCGCAGAUGGACUGGAACCGGAAGCGUGAGAUCUUCAGCAACUUCUGAGCCCUUCCCUGCCUGUUCGCCGGCGACCGGCCUCCUCCCCGCACGGGCCCGGCCUCAGCCCCCUGAGCCUCCGUGAAUGGAGGGGCGCCUCCUCACCUUUGGAGGCUGUGCAGGAGCCAACGUGCGCCUCAGUGUGCCCUGUCCUGCCCCCCUGCCUGCUGGGUGCUGGAGAGGGGAGGGGGCCCCCCCAGACGUGAGAGAGGGAGAGGCAGUGGCGACCGUGGGUCUUGCUGCUCCGCCCGGGCCUGCUGACUUAAAGGAAUUUGUUUCUGCUUUUCUUCCAAAAAAGAAAAAAAAAAAACCUCAAAAAAACCCAGAGCUCCGGCUCCACACAUGUUUCCACUUAAUGCCCGAGUCCAGCCCCCGCCCCACCCCCUCAGGACGCGCUAAGUAAUUGCAAUAAAACAAACCUUCCUCCGCAAACCACUUCCUCCCCACUCCUCAGUGACAGCCUUCCUAAUGGGAGUCCCGGCCCCUUUCAGGGACAGAGAGAUGUAGGGGGACCAGGCUGUGAGUCUGGGGGCUUCAGGGUGAGGCUGGGGAGGCCCGAUGUGGCUGUGGAGUCUGCCCCUCUGCCCGCUCCCUGCUGUGGGGGAUCGCUAGGCCCGGUCCCCCACGUCCCCACUGCACUGGUCUAGGGCACAGGGCUUGGGCUCCCAGGGACCUGAGGAUAGAGGCCCUGUGUCCUUGAAGAGGGUGGCCUCCGGACAGGCCUCCUGGCCCUGAGCCCCAGCCCUGAGGCUGGGGGAGAGCCUGCCUGCCCCCCGGAGACCCCGCCCGCUCCCUUUCCUCCCUGCCCUGAACCGACCGACCGGCAUUGCUGUCCGCCCUGUAAGCCAUAGCGCAUGCGCGCCCUCGGAAUAAACCGGCCUUCCUCAGA
Molecule: messenger RNA, 1945 nt
Organism: Suricata suricatta (meerkat)
Lineage: Eukaryota; Metazoa; Chordata; Mammalia; Carnivora; Herpestidae
Gene: NHERF2
Product: SLC9A3 regulator 2
Exons: 7
Coding region: 85-1065 (326 amino acids)
Biological process (GO): protein localization to plasma membrane
Cellular component (GO): apical plasma membrane
Molecular function (GO): signaling receptor binding; protein-membrane adaptor activity
Source: RefSeq, a predicted model, not a curated record